AGCGAGCGGGCGGGGCGGGGGAGAGCGAGCGAGCGAGAGGUGGUUUCGUUGCUGGGAUCUGGCACAGGAGGCGGGGCGGGGCGGGGGCUGCCGAAGUUGUGAUGCUGCGCGCGGGGUGAAUCGGGAGGACUCCGUCUCGCCGUCUGCCUUCGGCCCGUGGCUUGUUGUUUGGAGGGGCCUGAGAUUAAAGUAGCGCCGGGGGCGCCUCUCCUCGCGGUUCAGAGACCGAGCCUUGCGGACGUGAAGGCUUUAAAGAUUCGUCACUGUUACCUGAUACUGCAGGAGAAGAAUCUGAGAAGACAAGAGAAAAUACUGGGUGUGAUUUCAUGAUGUGUGCCUACUCCAUUUUCUUUUGGUAAUUUAUAAGAAGAAUUGUUUGACAUUAUAAUGGAUUUUAAGUUGUACUCUCAAGAAAAUAGGCCAUAUAAUAGCUUUUAUGACUGACAAGCAGUGCAGUUUUAACAUACAACCAUGACAACCUCUCAUAUGAAUGGACACAUAACAGAAGAUUCAGACAGUGAAACAAAAAAUGUGGAUCUUGCCCCUCUUGAGGAACCUCAGAAGCACAGAGAGAUGGCUGUUGAUUGCCCUAGUGAUUUGGGCACCAGGAUGAUGCCACUACGACGGAGUGCUCAGCUUGAGCGGAUUCGACAACAACAAGAUGACCUACGGAGAAGACGGGAAGAAGAAGGAAAAAAACAGGAGCUGGACCUUAAUUCUUCUAUGCGUCUGAAGAAGCUAGCUCAAAUUCCUCCCAAAACUGGAAUAGACAAUCCUAUGUUUGACACGGGUGAAGGAGUUAUUUUGGAGAGCCCACAUCAUGCUGUGAAAAUCCUAGAAGUUGAUGAGCUGCUAUCUUCUCUUAAACACGUCCAGCACACGCUAAUAGAUCCCCAAAGUCAAGAGGAAAUUGCUCUAAUUUUACAACUUGUACAAAACACUGACUUUCAAAAUGCAUUUAAGAUACAUAAUGCUGUUACUGUACAUAUGAACAAAGCCAGUCCUCCAUACCCUCUUAUUUCCAAUGCACAAGAGCUUGCACAAGAGGUACAGAGUGUUUUGAAGCCUAGUCAUCAAAAAGAUGGACUGGAACUUAAUUCUUUACUGAAUGCCCCUCAUAUUCAGGCACUCCUUUUAGCUCAUGAUAAAGUUGCUGAGCAGGAAAUGCAGCCAGAACCAAUGACAGAUGAAAAGAUUUAUGAGAAUGUUGGUCUCUAUGGAGGAGAGACAGUUAAAAUAGUUCGCAUUGAAAAGGCUCGAGAUAUUCCAUUGGGUGCUACAGUGCGUAAUGAAAUGGAUUCAGUUAUCAUCAGUCGAAUAGUAAAAGGAGGUGCUGCAGAAAAGAGUGGUCUGUUACAUGAAGGUGAUGAAGUUCUGGAAAUUAAUGGAAUUGAAAUCCGUGGGAAAGAUGUCAAUGAGGUCUUUGACUUACUGGCGGACAUGCAUGGCACACUGACAUUUGUGCUGAUCCCCAGUCAGCAGAGCAAACCACCACCUACUAAGGAGACUGUGAUCCAUGUGAAAGCUCACUUUGACUAUGAUCCAUCUGAUGACCCCUAUGUCCCUUGCAGAGAGUUAGGCCUGUCCUUUCAAAAGGGAGAUAUACUCCAUGUGAUUAGCCAAGAAGAUCCAAAUUGGUGGCAGGCCUAUCGGGAUGGAGAUGAAGAAAAUCAGCCUUUGGCAGGCCUUAUUCCAGGAAAAAGUUUCCAACAGCAAAGAGAAGCUAUGAAGCAAACUAUAGAGGAAGACAAAGAGCCAGAAAAGUCAGGAAAACUUUGGUGUGCAAAGAAAAACAAAAAGAAACGGAAGAAAGUAUUGUAUAAUGCAAAUAAAAAUGAUGAUUACGACAAUGAGGAGAUCUUGACUUAUGAGGAAAUGUCACUUUAUCACCAACCAGCAAAUAGAAAACGACCCAUUGUUCUGAUUGGUCCACAGAACUGUGGUCAAAAUGAACUGAGGCAAAGGUUACUGAAUAAUGAAGCUGACCGGUUUGCUUCUGCAGUUCCUCAUACAACACGAAACAGAAGAGAAAAUGAAGUAGCUGGCAGAGAUUACCAUUUUGUAUCACGACAAGCAUUUGAAGCUGACAUAGCAGCUGGAAAAUUUAUUGAGCAUGGUGAAUUUGAGAAAAAUCUUUACGGUACCAGCAUAGACUCUGUCCGGCAAGUGAUCAAUUCUGGGAAAAUAUGUCUUUUAAACCUUCAUACACAGUCUCUGAAGAGCCUACGUAAUUCAGACUUGAAACCAUACAUUAUCUUCAUUGCACCACCUUCACAAGAGCGACUUCGUGCGUUACUGGCCAAAGAGGGCAAAAACCCAAAGCCAGAAGAAUUACGAGAAAUCAUUGAAAAAACCAGAGAGAUGGAGCAAAAUAAUGGUCAUUACUUCGAUACAGCAAUUGUGAAUUCUGAUAUUGAUAAAGCAUAUCAGGAAUUACUUCGUUUAAUUAACAAACUUGAUACAGAACCUCAAUGGGUUCCAUCCUCUUGGCUACGGUGAAAGAGGGCAGUUCUAAGGAGGAAAGAUUUUGUUAUAGAUGACUGUUUAUCUUUGAUAUUAGUUGAUGGGUUAAGCUUUAGUCCUCUGUCCACAUGAUCAGUAUAGUAAGUUUUUUUAGAAAUCAUAUAGUCUGGCACAAAUCUACUGUUAUGUAGAAUAUCACAAAAGGGAGAGAUUUUAUUUUAUCAGAUGUUCAUUCUGAAAAAGUCAGUAUAUUAUAAUUAUUUGACUUGUUUUUCAAACAGUUGCUUUAAAUUUUCAUUUUUAUGUCUGGAAAUUUAAAGGAAACAUAUCUAAACAAUUCACAUGAUCAUAAUAAAUGCUUAUUAUUGUGACAAUGUUAGCAUACUGAUCUCGUGGACAUGCUUGUAGUUUUCAAAACUAUCUUUACAGAGUAUUGGACAAAGAAGUUAGUCUACAAGGAGAAUGGAUUAAUUAAUGUGCUAGUUCACUCUUAACUGUAUAAAUGGGCAUCUUUGAUCUAGAGUUGUCCUUUUAAGCUUGAAUUUGUUUUUAGAGAUGAAACAUUCCAUUAUCUAAUCGUACUGCAAUUUUUUAAUAUGUGUACUAUGUAAAUAUUUCAGACUUUCUUGUCUUUAGGUACUUUGUAAAUCAGAUUGAUAGCUUACCAAAUAACUCAUAAAUUUCAUAAAAAGGAAUUAUAUGUGUAAAUAUAUAAGUUGAUACUUUAGAUGUGAUAUUUUUAUGGAAAAUAUUUCCUCUUGGCUACGUAAGUCAUUUGGGAAGAACUAUUAUCUAGAAGGGAAGCUAUAUUUUUAUGAAAAAAAGACAUUCUUGUAUGUUUUUUAAAAGGAUUUGCUUCCUUACAGUGUAAAAUUGUCUUUUAUAACUAAGAACACAGACUUUGGGAUGGUAAAUAUUAGAGUAUUUUCUUGUAUUUUUAUACCUAGACACAGGAUGUCUCAUGGCUGUGGGUCAUAUAGUUAGCUAACUGGAGUUAAUAUUAUUUAGUAAACAAGUCAUCACCCUGUAAAGAAAGAAUAGGAAAAUUGCUAAACUAGGAACCUGCCAUGUUCGCUGUUCUAGAACCACCACAUCCUUAUGUGCAAUUGAAAAUAUCCAUGAAGGUUCAAGUAUUGUAGCUGUUUCAUCUAUGAAGUUUCUCCUGUUGCAGCUGACAUGAAAGCUGAAAUAGCUUAGUUGAUUCUUUGUGUGUGGCACCCUUGAAUGUGAAUAUGAAUAGUUUUUUUCCUUGUUCUCAGUCAUAGUUUUUAUUUUUAUAUAUUGUCAUACACUGGAAGUACUUCACCUUAUGGUAGAGUGUAAUUAAUAGUGAAGAAUUAAAGCUUUUUCCCUUAAAAAUAUCUAGGCCAGCCUUGUAUGAGUCUUGUAGACUCAUAGCUGAGCACUAUAUACAGCAACUUGUGGAGAAUAUACGGAGAAAGCUGCUUAAGAACGGCAACUCCAAAGUACUGUGAUCUGGCCCCCGCCAUGGGGAGAAGGAAAAUAUUUGACAACAUCUAGCAGUUCUCAUCCUAUGCAGAUUAUACACAAACAGUCUUAAAAUGUAGCACACUUAUCAGAGAUUGGAAAAGUACUCUACAAUGUGCCUCCAUCCAAUAAAGCCUUUGGGUAGGAAAUAGAAAUUAUAUGGACUAAGUCUGUAUCACUGUUAAACCUGAAAGUAAUUAUCUUACAUGAUAAACACUGCCUAGAAUUCAAGGCACAAACAUGAAUAUUAUGUCUGUUCCUUUGGUUUGGUUGUCACUAAAAUUCAGGCAUGUAGACCAUCCAGGUGUAUUGCUUCCCACCGUGGUUAAGAGAUGAGGAAGGAUGUACAGUGAUAUUUCUUUCCUUCUUACAUGCAAAUCUCCUCCUCCCAUGAAUUUUAACUGUGGGUUGUUAUGGCUGUAUUAAGCUUAACUGUGGUUACGUUUGUCGCUUUUUAAACCAGUAUUUGAACCUGUUUACAAAUUAAGGGUUACAGGUUGUUCAGAACAGCACUCACAAUGUUUUAAGGUUAAUGAAGAUGUACUGAAUUGUGGUUAAGGGUGGUAAAUGUUGAAUGCAGCAAGGAAAAGGCUGUGGAGAAGAAGCACACUAAUACCACGCCUGUUCCCUCUUUAGUAAUGGCUAAAGGAUAGAAUGUGUUAUGUAUCAGCACCAUUUUUGUGGCUUAUUCAAACAUACCUUUUUAGCAUUAUCUGUAAGGUAUAUGGUGCUGAUGCCCUUGGGAUGUAAGUAAGGUUGUUUAUAGCCAUAUUAGGAAAAAAAUUAAAACAGUUUUAUUUUUAAAUGCAUAAUGAAUGUUUUUAUGUAAUUGGAGAUACCUUCUAGGACAGUAGGUAAGAUACUAGGAACUUGGCAUUCCACACCGGCCAGUGUAUUUUAAAAAGUGGGGUGUGUUAUGCAAUAAACCUUUUUCAAAUUUCUGGUAAUAGCAUUAAUUGUAGUCUUCUGAAUUGCAAUUUUACUGAUAUUGUUGAGUGUGCCACCACCUGGUUUUGUGAAUGCAGUAAGAGUGGUGGUGUAAAACAAAUCCUACUAAAAUCUGGUUACAGGUAUGCAAGAGUAUGUAAACAGUAGUAGUCCAAAAAAGUCUUUAACAGGUAUUUCAGAAAUGAAGCAAUAAUUGAAUUUACGUUUGUCACUCAAUCUGUUGCUGAAGUAUAUGUUUCAAAAAGAAUGCUCCAUGUACUUGGUAUGCCAGAAUGCAUGUACCUUUGGAUGGUGGUGUUGGGCAGAAUUAUACAAUUUUGAAGCUAAUAACAUUCCACUUUAUUAAAUGUUUUGCUAUAUGCUAAACAACAGCUGCUGUAUUACAUUUUUGUAUGCUGCUUAUAUGGGAAAAAUACUUAGUAGAGUGACACAUACUUUGAUGACAAACUAUAACUCUAAUCAUGUGUCUUUAAAAAUCAAAGAGUGGAAGGGAUGACUUCAUAACAGCUACCUAUGAAUAGCCCCACAUGGAAGCAUGAUAUUGUGUAUCUGCAUUCUUGUUACAAAUGAAUGUAAAAAAUGUAAAAUUAUGCUUCAACUCUAAAUAAAUAAUUGUAAAUGCAUAUUUUAACUAUUUAGUUACACUUCACUUUCUAGUGGCUUAACAUUUACAGGCCAUCGUGCCAGAAAAUAAAAGUAUGAGAUCAGAUAAAAGGGAUGCAGCACCAAGAUUACUUCAAGCUGUCAGUACAGAUCUACAGUAUAUUCGUUAUCCUUGGGUCCUAUCUGAAAUCACGCCUCCCAUGUAGGUCACAGAACUAUCCUUUCUCCCCUUGUAGCCUCUCCCAAUCUGCUUCAAAAUAUACUCUCAAUUUCUGGAGUAGAUGUGGGGUAGUGACCAUUGUUUUAGAUAGAGGCACUUGGAUACAGUUAGUUAUAAGCCUCUAUGCAUGAAUAAAUGGAAAUAGGUAAAAGCCAGUCUACCCUUUUCUUACUAGCCAGAAGCCUUUUUGGCAUUCAACUGCAUCAGCGAAAUCUUGGGCGACUGAUAUUUUAUAGUAGGAAUAAGGAACCCCUGGACCUUCAAAUAAUUGACCAACUCUUAUCAGUCCCAGUGAUCAUGGUUUAUGGGAUUUCUAGCAGAACAACAUCUGUGGGUUCUGAACUUCUGUAAUAAGUCAGCAAAAACUGUCUUUGUAAAUUAUGUCUGUCUGAGUACUUACUAAUAGGGCUGGGAUUUCCAUUCUUCACAGCAUUCUAAUAGUUAUUCACAUGAAGUCUAUAAGGCGCUUGCAUUUUAUCAUGGUAAGAAUAAUUCCUCAAAAUUGCAUUGACAGAGAAUAGCACAGGAAACUUCAUGGAGCAGUGACCAUGUGAUUUCCUUCCCAGUGGCAACAUUGUUAGACUAUGUGAAAAUGUUCUAGGAGUAUUAAAACCUCUUGCUCUUUAUAAUAAUAAUUAAGGUAAUUUCCUGAAAAAUGAAACUUGAAUAUUGCAUGUGUUUAAUUGUAGAACUUUUUCACUGUCCUUUGAAAAGGAAGCGUAUCUUGCACCACUUUUUCUCACCAAAAAUAAAGGUCACUUGCCACUUA
This is a messenger RNA of Pogona vitticeps (central bearded dragon), 6491 nucleotides long. RefSeq names its product protein associated with LIN7 1, MAGUK p55 family member (gene PALS1). The record is from RefSeq and is a predicted model, not a curated record. Gene Ontology annotation, molecular function: protein binding. Lineage: Eukaryota; Metazoa; Chordata; Lepidosauria; Squamata; Agamidae.